CCCGGCGCUCCCCGCGGCAGGAAAGGCCCGGCGCCUGCGCCCUCGGUUGCUGGUGGGAGCCGCUGCCAUGGCGCCCACGAUCCAGACUCAGGCGCAGCGGGAGGAGCCGGGCCACAGGCCCAACUCGCACCGGACGCUCCCCGAGAGGUCCGGGGUGGUUUGCCGCGUCAAGUACUGCAACAGCCUCCCCGACAUCCCCUUCGACCCCAAGUUCAUCACCUACCCCUUCGACCAGAACAGGUUUGUACAGUACAAGGCCACCUCUCUGGAAAAGCAGCACAAACAUGACUUGCUGACGGAACCUGACUUGGGAGUCACCAUAGAUCUAAUAAACCCGGAUACUUAUCGCAUUGACCCCAGUGUUCUUUUAGAUCCUGCGGAUGAGAAACUGCUGGAGGAGGAGAUCCAGGCACCCACCAGUUCCAAGAGAUCACAGCAGCAUGCCAAAGUUGUGCCAUGGAUGCGGAAGACCGAAUACAUCUCCACUGAAUUCAACCGCUACGGUGUCUCCAAUGAGAAGCCAGAGGUUAAAAUUGGCGUGUCUGUCAAACAGCAGUUCACCGAGGAGGAGAUCUACAAGGACCGAGAUAGCCAGAUUGCAGCCAUCGAGAAGACCUUUGAGGAUGCUCAGAAGUCAAUUUCUCAGCACUACAGCAAGCCUCGCGUUACUCCAACGGAAGUCAUGCCGGUCUUUCCUGACUUCAAGAUGUGGAUCAACCCUUGUGCUCAGGUCAUUUUUGACUCUGAUCCAGCGCCCAAGGACACCAGCGGGGCAGCAGCUCUGGAGAUGAUGUCACAAGCCAUGAUUAGGGGCAUGAUGGAUGAAGAGGGCAACCAGUUUGUGGCCUACUUCCUUCCCGUGGACGACACGAUGCGGAAGCGCAAACGGGAUCAAGAAGAGGAGAUGGAUUACGCACCCGAGGACGUGUAUGAGUAUAAAAUUGCCCGGGAAUACAACUGGAACGUCAAGAACAAAGCCAGCAAAGGUUAUGAAGAGAAUUACUUCUUCAUCUUCCGUGAAGGUGACGGUGUCUAUUACAAUGAACUGGAAACCAGAGUGCGGCUCAGCAAACGGCGAGCCAAGGCCGGGGUCCAGUCAGGCACCAACGCUGUGCUGGUGGUGAAACACAGGGACAUGAACGAGAAGGAGCUGGAGGCACAGGAAGCCCGCAAAGCCCAGCUGGAGAACCACGAACCCGAGGAGGAGGAAGAGGAGGAGAUGGACUUGGGCAAAGAGGCGCAAGGCUCAGACGAGGAGCCGGAGAAAGGCAGUGAGAGCGAGAAGGAGGCCAGUGAAGCCGAGGAGGAGGAGGAGGAGGAGGAAGAGGAGGAGGAAGGGCGCUCCCCCAGCGAGGGCGAGGGCGUCCCAGCCGAGGAGAGCGAGGAGGAUGAGCGGGCCGCGCGAGACAAAGAGGAGAUCUUUGGCAGCGACGACGAUGAGGAAGACUCUGAGCCGGAGGGCGGCCGGCCAGAGGCAGACGAGGAGAGCGGCAGCGAGGAAGAGGAGGAGGAGGACGAAGACGGGGGCAGCCGGCCGCAGCAGCAGCACCAUCGGGGCAGCCGCAGCCCCUUCUUCAGCGGCAGCGACCGCUCCAACCACGAGGAAGAGGAGGAAGGCGAGGCCAGCCCCAGCGACGCCCCUUCGGAGUCGAGCAGUGAGAGCAGCGACAGUGACUGAGCAGCCACGGAGGCCGUUCGGUGGGACUGGAACUGACGGAAGAGGCACGGGGGGCUCGAUUUGCCAGGCCCCUUCGGGUGUCCAGAGGGCCCUUUCGCCAGCUCUGCCGUCACUGGCCACAGGGGUCUGUUGGCUGGGCAGUUGGCCUGCUGGGGGAACCACGGGCUUCAGCCCUGGGAGUUCCCUGCUGUAUAUAAACGCUUUUUCUGUUGCAAUAAAAUAUGUGUUUCCCUCC
Molecule: messenger RNA, 1913 nt
Organism: Pantherophis guttatus
Lineage: Eukaryota; Metazoa; Chordata; Lepidosauria; Squamata; Colubridae
Gene: PAF1
Product: PAF1 component of Paf1/RNA polymerase II complex
Biological process (GO): transcription elongation by RNA polymerase II
Cellular component (GO): Cdc73/Paf1 complex
Molecular function (GO): RNA polymerase II complex binding; chromatin binding
Source: RefSeq, a predicted model, not a curated record